AUGGCGGAGGUAGCGCCCGUCGAUCAGGGGAAGAAGGAGGAGGAGGAGUUCAGCACGGGGCCCCUCUCCAUUCUCAUGCUCAGCGUCAAGAACAACACUCAGUCAAUUGUCCUCUGUAACAGUGCCGCCCUCUUUGGUACUGCAACGUUAAAUGCAUCAAGGUGUAAGGUGCUUAUCAACUGCAGGAACAACAAGAAGUUGCUUGGUCGCGUGAGAGCAUUUGAUCGUCAUUGCAACAUGGUUCUUGAGAACGUCAGGGAGAUGUGGACUGAGGUUCCAAAGACUGGUAAAGGCAAGAAGAAGGCUCUCCCGGUGAACAAGGACAGGUUCAUAAGCAAGAUGUUCCUCCGUGGGGAUUCGGUCAUCAUCGUCCUCAGGAACCCGAAAUGA
Messenger RNA from Triticum turgidum subsp. durum (durum wheat), 390 nucleotides. The record is from the annotation of a GenBank genome assembly. NCBI's taxonomy places the organism in Eukaryota, Viridiplantae, Streptophyta, Magnoliopsida, Poales, Poaceae.